AACAACAACAUUGGCUGCAGAGAAAUGACUAGAAGGGCCUGAAGAAGUUGUUUAGGCAACAGUCUGACUCAAUCUGCACUACACCCUGCUGAGGAUACACGUGAAGCAGCGUGCUCACUGAGUGUUUGACAGCAGCAGAUCCAGGUAAAGGCUCUAACAACCCUGCACGGCUUCACUAAAACUGCUAACUGAACGGCUAGCUUGUUAGCUUCCCGCCUGCUUAUUGGGUAAAAUGAACGGCUAUCAGAACGGUUUCCAUAACAACUCGCACAUUGAUGAAGACUGCUUCCUCUUCACGUCUGAAUCAGUCGGAGAGGGACACCCCGAUAAGAUUUGUGACCAAAUCAGUGAUGCUGUGUUGGACGCACACCUCAGACAAGACCCUGAUGCCAAAGUAGCAUGUGAGACUGUUGCUAAGACGGGGAUGAUCCUGCUGGCUGGGGAGAUCACCUCCAGAGCCAGCGUUGACUACCAGAAGAUUGUCAGGGAAACAAUCAAACACAUUGGGUAUGACGACUCCUCCAAAGGUUUUGACUAUAAGACCUGCAAUGUGCUGGUGGCUUUGGAGCAGCAGUCCCCCGACAUUGCUCAGGGCGUUCACAUGGAUCGCAAAGAGGAGGACGUGGGAGCCGGUGACCAGGGUCUGAUGUUCGGAUAUGCCACUGAUGAGACUGAGGAGUGUAUGCCGCUCACUAUCGUCCUGGCUCACAAACUCAAUGCCAAGAUGGCUGAGCUGCGCCGAGAUGGGACGCUGCCGUGGCUCCGGCCUGAUUCCAAAACUCAGGUGACUGUUCAGUACAGACAGGAUCGAGGCGCCAUGCAGCCGCUGCGUGUUCACACCGUUGUGGUGUCUGUGCAGCACGAUGAGGCUAUCGCUUUGGAAGAGAUGCGCAGAUGUCUGAAGGAGCAGGUGGUGAAAGCGGUCAUUCCUAGUGGCUACCUGGACGAGGAAACGGUUUACCACAUGCAGCCCAGCGGACGCUUUGUCAUCGGAGGACCACAGGGUGAUGCUGGUCUUACUGGCCGUAAAAUCAUUGUGGAUACUUACGGGGGCUGGGGUGCCCAUGGAGGAGGAGCCUUUUCUGGGAAGGACUACACCAAAGUAGAUCGCUCUGCAGCCUAUGCUGCCCGCUGGGUGGCCAAAUCUCUGGUGAAAUCAGGGCUCUGCAAGCGGGUGUUGGUCCAGGUAGCAUAUGCCAUUGGGAUUGCCCAUCCACUCUCCGUCUCCAUCUUCCACUAUGGGACGUCCGAGAAGAGCGAGAAGGAGCUGCUGGAAAUUGUGAUGAAGAACUUUGAUCUUCGUCCAGGAGUUAUCGUGAGGGAUCUUGAUCUGAAGAUGCCGAUCUACCAGCGCACAGCAGCUUACGGGCACUUUGGUCGAGACCUCUUUACAUGGGAGGUGCCAAAGGCUCUGAAAUACUGAACCCCUUCCUCUAAUCUUUAAGCGGGCACGAGGUGUACUACAGAUAAACCUGUGCCCGUCUACUCCCUCCUUCAUCCUCCUUUAUCAUCCUCCUCCCUCUUUCUCCUCACACACACAGCCACAUCAGCGCAGCUUCUACGUCAUGAAGACCAUUCCCUUUCUCCACCUGUUAGUAUUGUACACAUCUCUAUUAAACAUAAAGAGUAUUUGAGUUGCAUGUAUGAAGUUGAACAACCAUGCUGGAAGAAUUGCGCGUUCAGAUUCGAGCAGUGCUGCCAGCUUUUGUUUAUCUUUUAUUCUGGCAGCUCGCCACAUUUUGAAUCAAUAAUGGCCAUCUAUAUCCCUGAUAAUGCUAGUUAAGAAUAGAAUAACUUGAUCUCUGCGGUAUGUAUUUAAACUUUAUUUCUAAAAGAUUUCCAUAGUGAUCCAUAUGGGCAUUUGCUAGUAUUCAUGGUAAUGCAGGAUAUUUCUUUUACUACUAGCUUUUAUCUGGAUCUAUUCAAACUGGAUCUCACUGUAGUGAUCAGUGGCAGUUGGCGUGCUCAGUUUUUUUCUUCAUGUAAUUUCCCCUUACUGUGUUUGGUAACAAGCAGUCAAGUAUUGCAAACAAUCUCUGCCAUGUUCCCCUCAUAACCUCACCCUUUGUUUGUGUAAUUCUGCUGGCACAAACAGGAUCAAUCACAUGACUUGAUUUGAUAUAAAAUCAGAUCAUUUUCUCAUUCGUGCUGUCCCUUCAGGCCAUUUUCUUUCUGAUGUUUUACAGAGAAGUCAGAAGCUGCUUUUGGUUUUGUUGGACUGCACCAUAAAAUCGCUACAUUUUUUUAAAUGUUUUUUCUUGGUUUAAAUCUCAUGUGAAUGUUCCACAUUUUUUUUUUUAACUGUCAAUGUUUUCAAGAUAAAGGCGUGGUACACUACACACCCUGCCUGAGCCGACUCUGGGUGUAGCUACAGAGAAACCCAGCUCAGUCGCCUCCAGGCAGGAGCUGCCUUUAUUCCAGGGCAGCAUCUUGUUUUAUAAAAUGGCUUUGACUACUGUGGGACAAGUAAGGAUGGACAGCUGAUUAAUGUGUGCCACAAUAUUUCUUUAUCUAAAUAGUGGCUCCCUGACACCUUUUAGUCUCACUUGCGCACAAUGUGAAAGGUAGAUUUGUAUGGCGGAAGAUGAGGCCACAGACACACAUUGCACAGUCGGCUAAGUGAAUGUAAGACAUUACAUUACUGCUCUGGUCUUCCCAGCAGUUGGUGUUGUACUCAUGCUGACGGGGGUCAGAAUAUGCUACUGUUCAGUUUAACUUGAAUUGCACAGCACAUUGGUUCUUAGAAUUACCAAAAGUGGAAAAGGUCUCUAUUUCAAUGUUGUGUGUACUGUAGAGUAGUUCCUAAAUUAAUAUUCAGCUUUUCUUUUUCUUUAUUUAUGUUUUUAAAACGGCAUUCUUAUACCAAACCGUAAUGGAUGGCACAAGUCUUUUUUUAAAGUUAUUAGUUAGUAGCUAACUAAUAAGUCCUGGCUUUAUUGAGGGUUUAGGACAGAAAUGCAGAUAAAGUUGGGUGAUGUGUGCCAGAGACCCUGGCCAGAUUGACCCCGAAUACGUUGUGUAUACACUGUAUAUGCAUUUCAAUGCGUCCCUUUGACUUUACUCUCGAAUGAGUAUCUUCACAAUAUAUUUGCUAAUGCUAAGCCAGCUGCAAGCCCGAGUGAAGUCGGUUUUCAACUUUAGAUCAUCACGUUUGGUAUUUUGUCUGAGCUGCGCGUAGUGUGUAGCCAGGUGGCAAUGUUUCCUCAUAUAAUACUCACAUUAAGAUUUGUUUUCUGCUCUGAUGUCACUGAUUCAGUUUGGCUCCUCGAGCAUCACCUUGUGGAUCUUCGAGUGUACUGCAACACAGAAAGGGCUGAGAGCAUUUCUAAUUAAGCUUGUAACAAAGUGAUCAUUCACUAUAAUAACUUUACCUCUCAAAUAUUUUUUAACAAUAUGUUUGCAUCCUGUUGCUCCUCCACAGACGAGACAAAUGCUUGGUUGGUGUUGUACAGAGAAACCAGCCUGUUUACAUUCUCUCCUGUGGUUGGGUAACAUUAUUUACUGUUCAAUAAUUUGUAUAACUUGAUGAAGUUUCAGUGUGGUUGCUGAAUGUGUAAAAGUGCCUUUUCUCUUUUGCUGCAAUGCCCUUAUCCCCCAAAUAUCCUACUCCUUGCCUAAUUAAAUCUGGCCCGAUCCUCUAAACUGAUGUGGUAAAAUCUCCUGCUUCAACAAUUCACACUGAUGAGUCUGAGUUGUUGUUGAGUUCCUUUUUCAAUGCCAUUUAAAAAUAAACUGCACUCUUCUUUAUGCUCAA
This is a messenger RNA of Notothenia coriiceps (black rockcod), 3754 nucleotides long. RefSeq names its product S-adenosylmethionine synthase isoform type-2-like. The coding region runs from base 233 to 1423 and encodes 396 amino acids. The transcript has 9 exons. Gene Ontology annotation, molecular function: methionine adenosyltransferase activity; ATP binding. Lineage: Eukaryota; Metazoa; Chordata; Actinopteri; Perciformes; Nototheniidae. The record is from RefSeq and is a predicted model, not a curated record. Gene Ontology annotation, biological process: S-adenosylmethionine biosynthetic process.